Thermothelomyces thermophilus ATCC 42464 is the source of this 2199-nucleotide messenger RNA. RefSeq lists its product as uncharacterized. The transcript has 13 exons. Gene Ontology annotation, cellular component: cytoplasm; cytosol. The coding region runs from base 69 to 1922 and encodes 617 amino acids. Lineage: Eukaryota; Fungi; Ascomycota; Sordariomycetes; Sordariales; Chaetomiaceae. The record is from RefSeq and is a predicted model, not a curated record. Gene Ontology annotation, molecular function: tRNA binding; ATP binding; lysine-tRNA ligase activity. Gene Ontology annotation, biological process: lysyl-tRNA aminoacylation.
GACGGUUGCCUUUGCACCCGUCGUUUUCAUCCUCCGGACACUUUCCAGCCAGAUUUACGCAGAAUACCAUGCCUGAUUCUACCGCCCCCGCGCCUCCGACCGAGGAGGUUGCCAAUUUGCACUUGGAUGAAGUAACGGGCGAGCGUGUGUCCAAGUCGGAGCUGAAGAAGCGCCAGAAGCAGCGCCAGAAGGAGGCCGAGAAGGCGGCCAAGGCGGCCAACGCACCUCCCAAGCCCUCGAGCAAGCCCAAGAACGUCGCGGGCGAGGAGGAGAAGGACCUCAACCCUAACCAGUACCACGAGAUCCGGUCCCGGCACAUCAACGAGCUGCUCAAGAACCCCGAGACCAACCCGUACCCGCACAAGUUCCAGGUCACGUAUGACGACUCCAAGUUCGUCGAGGAGUUUGGCCACCUCAAGUCGGGCGAGACUGCCGAAGACAAGGAAAUUCGGAUUGCGGGGCGCAUCUACAACAAGCGCGCUAGCGGCUCCAAGCUGAUCUUUUAUGACAUCCGCACCUCCGCCGACACGGUCAGCAUUGGCACACAGUUGCAGGUGGUCUGCCAGGCGCAGCUGGUCAAGGAGGGCAGCCCCUCGUUUGAGAAGCAGCACGAGAACAUUCGCCGCGGCGACAUCAUUGGCAUCAUCGGCUAUGCCGGCCGCACCAACCCCAAGAACCGGCUCGCUGAGGGCAAAGAGGGCGAGCUGUCGGUGUUUGCCACCGAAAUCGUGCUGCUCAGCCCGUGCUUGCAUAUGCUGCCCAGUGUGCGGUUCCCGUUCUCGGAUAGCGAACAGAGGGCCCGUAUGAGGUACCUGGACAUGCUUUGGAAUGACCGGACCCGCCAGGUUCUGUGGCAACGCAGCCGGAUGGUGCGAUUCAUCCGAGACUUCUUCCAUGAGCGUCGCUUCAUUGAGGUUGAGACCCCGAUGAUGCACGCCAUUGCCGGUGGCGCCACUGCUCUUCCGUUCAUCACGCAUCACAACGACCUGGACAUCGACAUGUACAUGAGAGUGGCUCCUGAGCUUUUCCUCAAGAAGAUGAUUGUCGGCCAGUUCGGCAAGGUCUUUGAGCUCGGAAAGAAUUUCCGCAACGAGGGCAUCGACCUGACGCACAACCCCGAGUUCACGUCCUGCGAGUUCUACUGGGCGUAUGCCGACGUUUACGACGUGAUGAAGCUGACUGAGGAGCUCGUCUCGUCGCUUGUCAAGGAGCUCACGGGCUCCUACAAGACCACGUUCACGACCCAGCACGGAGAGACGUACGAGAUCAACUGGGAGGCGCCGUGGCGCAAGGUUGAGAUGAUCCCCGAGCUUGAGAAGGCCACGGGCGAGAAGUUCCCCCCUUAUGAGGAGCUUCACACGGAGGAGACGAACCAGUUCCUGCAGAGACUCUGCAAGAAGAUGAACGUCGAGUGCCCGCCGCCGCUUACCAACGCCCGCAUGAUCGACAAGCUGACGGGCGAGUUCAUCGAGAGCACUUGCAUCAACCCGACCUUCAUCCUCGAACAUCCGCAGAUGAUGAGCCCCCUCGCCAAGUAUCAUCGGUCUAAGAAGGGUCUCUGUGAGAGAUUUGAGGCAUUCGUUUGCAAGAAGGAGAUUGCCAACGCGUACACCGAGUUGAACAAUCCGUUCGACCAGAGACUGCGUUUCGAAGAACAGGCCCGCCAGAAGGCUCAGGGCGAUGACGAGGCCCAAAUCAUUGACGAGAGCUUCCUCAACGCGCUGGAGUAUGGCCUGCCCCCAACUGGCGGUUGGGGCCUCGGUAUCGAUCGCCUUGCUAUGUUCAUCACGAACAACUAUUCGAUUCGGGAGGUCCUUCCCUUCCCGUUCCUGCGUGAGGAAAAGCAAGGCACCAAGGAGAAGUCUGCGGCCGAGUUGGUUGGUGUCCAGCCCCUUCCUGAGGAAGGCAUCCCGCAUAAAUAGACGAGGAUACCCCGGUGUGUGACCGAAAAGAAGAAAGCGUAGACGAUUUGUUAAGGAGAUCUGGGCUCUGUUUCUAGGUGUGCGGUUUGGUUGUUUACACACCACGGAGCAAGUCAGUAGAUAUGCGAUGGAAAACAGCUAGGCUUACGAGGAGCACGUAGUUCUUUAGUUGAUCAAGCCCAAUAACUGGAUCUACACUACACUACUCGUCGCGGCGUAUCUAAACGAAAAAAAAAAAAUCGGAGCAUGCUUUUCAUUGGGCCUGAAUGAGAUUGAC